GCCAUGGCUCGGCCUCUGGGUCCAGAGCCCCAGCUCUCCCCUCCCCUCUCCCUGCCAGCCCCCGAUGCCUGCCAGACUGUUGCCUCUGCUGGGGCCCCCGCCUGAGCGGUUGGGAUUUGGGGGCUGAGCUGUCUGGGGUCCCCAGGCCAAUGCAGUGCCGGCUCCUGCGGGGCCUGGCUGGAGCCCUCCUCACCCUCCUGUGCAUGGGGCUUCUGUCCCUACGGUACCACGUGAAGCUGUCCCCCCAGGGGGAGCAGGAGACCCCUGACGUGAGCCUGAGUGCCGGGCCCCCCGGGCUGCAGCUGCAGGAUGUCUUCAUCGCAGUCAAGACUACCCAGGCCUUCCACCACUCCCGUCUGGAGCUGCUGCUUGACACGUGGGUCUCCAGGACCAGGGAACAGACGUCCAUCUUCACUGACAGCCCGGAUGAAGGCCUCCAGGAGAGACUGGGGUCCCACCUUGUGGUCACCAACUGCUCCGCGGAGCACAGCCACCCAGCUCUGUCCUGCAAGAUGGCUGCUGAGUUCAAUGCCUUCUUGGCCAGUGGGCUCAGGUGGUUCUGCCAUGUGGACGAUGACAACUAUGUGAACCCGAGGGCGCUGCUGCGGCUGCUGAAAGCCUUCCCACCAGACCGAGAUGUCUACGUAGGCAGGCCCAGCCUGAAUCGGCCCAUCCAUGCCUCGGAGCCGCGGCCUCACAACCGCACGAGACCCGUACAGUUUUGGUUCGCCACUGGGGGCGCCGGCUUCUGCAUCAACCGCAAACUGGCUUUGAAGAUGGUGCCGUGGGCCAGUGGCUCCCGUUUUGUGGACACAUCCGCUCUCAUCCGGCUGCCGGACGACUGCACCGUGGGAUACAUCGUGGAGUGCAAGCUGGGCGGCCGCCUGCAGCCCAGCCCCCUCUUCCACUCCCACCUGGAGACCCUGCAGCUGCUGAGGGUCGCCCAGCUCCCGGAGCAGGUCACCCUCAGCUACGGUGUCUUUGAAGGAAGACUCAACGUGAUCAAGCUACAGGGUCCCUUCUCCUCCGAGGAGGACCCCUCCAGGUUCCGCUCCCUCCACUGUCUCCUCUACCCCGACACACCCUGGUGUCUGCAGCUGGCUGCCCGAUGAACCCCAAGUGCUGGGGAGAGGUUGGGUGGAGAUUUCCAUCUGCCCCUCGCCUCCCAAGGCGGUGCUGAGGCAGUCC
Carlito syrichta (Philippine tarsier) is the source of this 1188-nucleotide messenger RNA. RefSeq names its product MFNG O-fucosylpeptide 3-beta-N-acetylglucosaminyltransferase (gene MFNG). The transcript is spliced from 8 exons. Gene Ontology annotation, biological process: pattern specification process; regulation of Notch signaling pathway. Gene Ontology annotation, molecular function: O-fucosylpeptide 3-beta-N-acetylglucosaminyltransferase activity. NCBI's taxonomy places the organism in Eukaryota, Metazoa, Chordata, Mammalia, Primates, Tarsiidae. The coding region runs from base 150 to 1112 and encodes 320 amino acids. The record is from RefSeq and is a predicted model, not a curated record. Gene Ontology annotation, cellular component: Golgi membrane.